Musa acuminata subsp. malaccensis (wild Malaysian banana) is the source of this 3393-nucleotide messenger RNA. Its product is annotated as E3 ubiquitin-protein ligase JMJ24. The record is from RefSeq and is a predicted model, not a curated record. Gene Ontology annotation, biological process: regulation of transcription by RNA polymerase II. Lineage: Eukaryota; Viridiplantae; Streptophyta; Magnoliopsida; Zingiberales; Musaceae. Gene Ontology annotation, molecular function: transcription coregulator activity; chromatin DNA binding; histone H3K9 demethylase activity. Gene Ontology annotation, cellular component: histone deacetylase complex; chromatin.
GAGCGAUCCCCACUGCGACGUCCACAUCCUUUUAUGAGUUUUGACCCCUCAAUCUUUCCUUAAUUCUCCGAGACGUCCUCCAACUCGAGUCCAAAGUACACAGACUCUGCGUUCAGUCUUCCCUUUUAUAUAUAUCUCCCUCUCCAUGUCGCCGUUCCUCUCGCAAUUGUUCCUCUUUUCGCCGAGUAGAAGAGGAUCGGGGACGCUCAAAACCCUAGAAUCCGGAUCCAAAGGUUAGGGCAGCGUCCGAGGCAUGGACGACUAUGUGGGGAUACCUGAGGACCUGAGGUGCAAGAGAUCGGACGGGAAACAGUGGAGGUGCAGCGCCCUGUCGAUGCCAGAUAAGACCGUAUGCGAGAAGCACUACAUCCAGGCGAAGAGGCGGGCGGCAAACUCUGCGCAGAGGGCGAGUGAGAGGAAGGCGAGGCGGAAGUCUCUUGACGACGCUGAUAUAUACUUGGAGAGCAGGAGUAAGGAGCCUGAAACGUCGAGGUCCAUGUCUCCGAUGAAUGUAGGUGGGGCGGAGUUGCCUUCUGUGAACAAGUACAAGGAGAAGAUGCCCAGAGGGCAGGCCUUGUACUCUCGUGGGACAGCGAGGAGUUUUUCAGCGCAUGGUGUUAAGGGAAGGUCUAUUCAGGAGGUGCAGAGAGAUGCGCUUCAUGUUGAGGAGAAUCAAGUUAGAACUGUAUACAAGACUCCACCAUUGUAUAGGGAGGCAAAGAACUACAAUGGGAGUAGCCGAGGGGAAUCUUCUGGAAAAAGUUCUGGUUCUUCUGGUGAGGCUGAUGGACAAAUUUGUCAUCACUGCCGGAAGAAUGACCGAGCUAGUGUCGUUUGGUGUAUUAGUUGCGAGAGGAGAGGGUACUGUAGUGGCUGCAUAUCAAGAUGGUAUGCUGACAUCCCUGUGGAAGACAUCCGUCAGGUUUGCCCAGCAUGUCGUGGUAUAUGUACUUGUAAAGCUUGCUUGCAGGGAGAUAAUUUAGUUAAGGCUAAGAUACAGGAGAUGGCUGCAAUCGAUAAGUUGAGAUAUCUUCAUAGCCUUUUGAAAUUCAUACUUCCUGUGCUUAAGCAGAUUUAUGCAGAGCAAUGCUUUGAGAUAGGCGUUGAAACAAGAAUAUAUGGGCCUAAAGCUGAUAUUCCAAGGGUAAAGAUAGAUGCGGAUGAGCAGCUGUGCUGUGACUUCUGCAAAGUACCAAUUCUCGAUUAUCAUCGACACUGUACAAACUGUUCAUAUGAUUUAUGCCUCACCUGUUGUCGGGAUCUUCGACGGUCAUCUUCGGUUGCCGUUAGAGGUGAAUGCAAUCAGGGUUGGUCUUCUGAGAGAAGCAAAGAUGCCAAUGCUGUGGCCACAUGUCUAGAAUCAUCUGAAAGAAGUGCUAGUGAUGACUGUACAAUUAACUUUGUUCAUCAGUUUCCCAGGUGGAAAGCCAACAGUGAUGGCACCAUCAAUUGUGGACCUAUGGAGGCAGGUGGCUGUGGGUCCUCGAAGUUAGUUUUGAGGCGUAUUUUCAAAAUAAACUGGGUCGCAAAACUGGUAAAAAGUGCUGAGGAAAUGGUUAACGGAUGCACAAUUUGUGAUGUAGAUGGUUUGAUGAGAUGUCCUUGUACAGGGAAUAACACUUCUGAGUCAAAUUGGGUAAGUAAGUUCACUCGUCGUCAGUGCUCUAUGAGAGAUGGUAGCGAUGAUAAUUUCUUGUACUUCCCAUUGUCAGAGGAUAUAAAACAUGAAGGCAUCAGUCAUUUUCAUGAGCACUGGGUUAAGGGUGAACCAGUUAUUGUAAGACAUACAUUUGAGUGUCCAUUGGCUUCAAGUUGGGAUCCAUCCAUUAUAUGGAAAGGCAUUCAAGAGACUAUAGAUGAGAGAAUGGAUGAGAAUAUGAAGGUGAAAGCCUUCAAUUGUUAUGAUCUGUCAGAGGUUGAAAUUGAACUAGUUCAGUUCAUUAAAGGAUAUUCAGAGGGUUGUAUGCAUGAAGAUGGCCAGCCAGAAAUGUUAAGAAUAAAGGAUUGGCCAACUCCUGGUGCUGUGGAAGAGUUUAUAUUAUGUCAGAGACCAGAGUUUCUUGGUAAUUUCCCAUUGGUUGAAUUUGUUCAUUACAAGUGGGGUAUUCUAAAUCUUGCUGCAAAGCUACCGCAUGAUGCGAUGCAAAAUGAAGUAGGACCUAAACUUGUUAUUUCUUAUGGCACACACAAAGAGCUUGAUAAAGGUGAUCCUGUGGCCAAUCUUCAAGUAAAUAUGGGUGAUAUGGUUUCCCUUUUAAUGCACACAGCUGAUGCAGCUUUAAAGAGGUCUGAGGUUGAAAAAAGCAAUAGAACUUUCAAGGAUUUCGAAGCUGCAAAGCCCCUUGAGAAUGUCAAUUUUAUGGAUUCUAAUGUGUCUUUGGAUGAGCAUACAGGGAUAUCUGAUAUAUCUUCCAGAGAAUGCAGUAAGGAAGACGAGUUCUCCUUGGGUUUGAAAACCAAGGAGGACACCACUAUGGAUAUUCAAGAAUUCAAUCACCAUGAACUAAGUGCUCACGAAAGGAGGGAUUCUGAAUCUACUAAUGCAGACAAGCACUUGCCUGACCCUUCAGAAAGAGCUUGUGCUGGAGCCAUUUGGGAUGUUUUUCGCAGACAAGAUGUUCCUAAGCUGAAUGAAUACUUGAAGAUUAAUUGGACGAACCUUACAAGUUCUAGUGAAUUUACCAAUUUGGUUAUGCCUCUCUAUAACCAAGCUGUGUACCUAAACAAUGAUCAGAAGAAAAUGCUGAAGGAACAAUUCAGAAUUGAGCCAUGGACAUUUGAGCAGCAUGUUGGUGAGGCUGUUUUUAUUCCUGCUGGAUGUCCUUUUCAGGUUCGAAAUCUUCAGUCAUCGGUUCAGUUGGUUCUUGACUUUUUAUCUCCGGAGAGCUUAAGAGAGGCUGCUCGUAUGGCCGAAGAAAUUCGUUGCCUUCCAAACAAUCAUGAAGCAAAACUUAAGAUGUUGGAGGUGGGAAAGAUGUCUAUGUAUGCUGCCAGUUCAGCCAUCAGAGAAAUUCAGAAAAUAACACUCGAUCCCAGGCUCAGUUCAGAUGUUAAAUUUGAGAACCGGAAUCUCACUGCAUUAGUUUCUGAGAAUAUAGAAAAGUUGACAAAGCGACGACAAGUAGUUUGCAGUUGAAUCGGCUGAUUUCACAUUUGAUUAAUGUAAAGAUUGUUUGUGCUAAAGGAUUGUAUAUAGUUUAUAUACGGUGAUGUAAACAUCAUCUCCAAGGAAGAUGAAUGUAAUGUUGGUGAGGUGACUCUUCUCUUUAGCUUCUAGGCCAAGCAUUUGCAGAGAAAUACUAGAUAUAAAUUUAUUUGGAGAUGGCUACAAUAGCCAAACACAUUAUGGACUAAUAAUCAAAGCUUGUAAGUUAUUUUUUUUGUUUUGACUAA